Molecule: messenger RNA, 905 nt
Organism: Cylicocyclus nassatus
Lineage: Eukaryota; Metazoa; Nematoda; Chromadorea; Rhabditida; Strongylidae
Source: the annotation of a GenBank genome assembly
AUUUCCAUGCACGAGAACCAACAAAGAUGAGCGAAGAAAGAAGUCAUAGUGGAUCAAGGAGCGAAGAGAAAAGCGGAUCAAAAUCGAAGUCAGAGUCGCCACCUUCAAAAGAGAUGCGGAAAGGCCAUCGUACAAGAUCAGAUGAGCUGUCCGGUGAUUCUGAUGACGAUAAUGGAAGAAGGGGUUUCGUGAGGAUGGCAAAGCAUCUGAAAAGUCCAUCGCUGUACAAGAAAGGAGCGCUGGCUUUAGCAGAAAAAGUCAAGGGACGAAGACCCUUAAAUGCAAAAAGCAAGGAGAGCUUGACCGCUGACGAAAUCAUCUUCCCACUUGCCUACGCGUCAGAUGAAGAGAGAGCCGAGAAGAAGAAGAAGAUGUCAUUUGAAGAUCACUUUGCUCCCGAGUCAGGUGAAGUAGCCCACGACACAUACGCUAGAGCAGCAGAGAAGAUGAGAGAGGGGGUUGUGCCAAGACUAUCUUAUAGCAGAAUGCCCCUGAUCAAAACCAAUAAGACAAACAACAACAAUUUGUUUGUAAAUAAUAUGCCAUUUUGGUGGAAUCCGGAACCAAAUGAUAUCACCGAUGAUGAAUUAGUUAUGAAUGCUGGUGUUAUUAUAGAAGUACUCGAGCAUAGACUCAAACUUGUGCCCAUGCCCGAUAUCGAGAUCAUUUUGGAUCCGGUGGAACAUCUCAAAGUGUUGAAAAGGAGGGAUGCUUUGUGUUUUACAAAAGAGAUUAUUUUCGGAAACACAGUGCGCAGCAUGGUCAAUUUGAACGAAUUAUCCUUACGCGAACUCCACGAGAGAAGUUUGAGACAAUUUCGCAAGAAAAACUUCCCAGAUCAUCCGAGUAAGGAGGAACCGGAAGUGUUGAAUAUAGUAGAGCCAAAGCAUCGCGUAGUCUACCAU